GAUGGGAUUGAGAGUCAUCUACCGUCACGUGACAUGGUUAAUAAAGUUACAAAAUGACAAGAAAAUCAUAAAGCAAUAGUUGGUAGCAGUAUUUUUACAGUUUUUGGCGUCAGGCAGAUGUAUCCAAGUGCAUGGCAAUGAUUUCAGUUUCCACAAUUAUUUACUUGCUAUCACAACAUUACUGUACACUAAAGAUGGAGACAGUGGGCGUAUUAUUUCUUUCUUGUAAAUUUAGGGAUAUAUUUCUGGAAAAACAUUGGACAAGUAAUUUAGGACGCUCUGUUUGUGAUUAUUUUUUCGAAGCUCAAGGAAAGGCCGAAUCUCCUGAAGACAUUCCUCCUGUAAUUUCAACAGGAUUUAGUUAUCUUAUCAGUAUAUUUCGCCAUGAUCUCUUCUUUGUUUCUGUUGUUGAAAUAUGUAAAGUUCCACCUUUGUUUGUGAUUGAAUUUCUUCAUCGAGUGGUUGACUUGAUCAAAGAAUAUUUCUCUGACUGUACUGAAACAAUCAUUAAAGAAAAUUGUGUCAUUGUAUAUGAGUUAUUGGAAGAGAUUUUGGAUAAUGGAUUCCCUUUAGCUACAGAGUCAAAUGUUCUUAAAGAGUUGAUAAGACCUCCUAGUAUAGUUAGAAAUGUUGUUAAUAAAGUGACUGGAGAUAGCAAUAUGAGCAGUCAUCUCCCAACUGGUCAAUUGUCCAAUGUUCCAUGGAGGAGAACUGGUGUAAAAUAUGCAAAUAAUGAGAUUUGUUUUGAUGUAGCUGAAAGCAUUGAUGCCAUCAUUGAUAAACAGGGCUCCACCAUAUUUUCAGAAAUACAAGGAACUAUUGACUGCAACUGUAAAUUAUCUGGCAUGCCUGAUCUCAACAUGUGUUUUACAAAUCCUCGUAUCUAAGAUGUCAGUUUUUAUCCUUGUCUUCGCUUCAGAAGAUGGGAGUCUGAACGAAUUUUGUCAUUCGUCCGCCCGGAUGGUCGUUUUCGUUUAAUAUCAUAUAACGUGGCAACCGGAUGUGUGUUUUAGCAGUUAUAUUUUCAUGAUAAAAUUGUCUAUUUUGAUGGUAUUUUUUGUUUUUUUAUGUGUAGAGUAAAUAUGCUACCAUUGUUUGCAAAGCCUCGUGUCUUGUUUCAAGAGGCUUAUCAACUGUUGAAAUUAUUUUAAAAUAUUUUUUUGUUUGAAAUAAAUUAAUUAAAUUCAA
Messenger RNA from Xenia sp. Carnegie-2017, 1188 nucleotides. Its product is annotated as AP-3 complex subunit mu-1-like. NCBI's taxonomy places the organism in Eukaryota, Metazoa, Cnidaria, Anthozoa, Malacalcyonacea, Xeniidae. The record is from RefSeq and is a predicted model, not a curated record. Gene Ontology annotation, biological process: endocytosis; intracellular protein transport. Gene Ontology annotation, cellular component: clathrin adaptor complex; cytoplasmic vesicle.